Molecule: messenger RNA, 2346 nt
Organism: Macrosteles quadrilineatus (aster leafhopper)
Lineage: Eukaryota; Metazoa; Arthropoda; Insecta; Hemiptera; Cicadellidae
Exons: 2
Coding region: 1-2346 (781 amino acids)
Biological process (GO): DNA integration
Molecular function (GO): nucleic acid binding
Source: RefSeq, a predicted model, not a curated record
AUGAAAGGAGAGUACAAGAUUGAAAUGAAGGAGAAUGCAGUUCCUUACGCUAUAUCCACUCCCAGGGUUGUACCAAUACCUUUAAAAACCAAGGUGAAAGAGCAGUUAGACGAUAUGCUUGAGAAAGGAGUGAUUGUUCCAGUUGAACACGCGACUGAUUGGUGCGCACCAAUGGUAGUUUGCGCAAAAAAGGGAGGUGGGGUUAGGAUCUGGGUAGACCUAUCCAAACUCAACAACAGUGUGAAACGUCGGUUUUAUCCUAUCCCAAAGAUCGAACUUUCAUUGGCCGAGAUCGCGGGAGCCAAGUACUUCAGCAAGAUCGAUGCGAAUUCCGGGUUCUGGCAACUGAACCUUGCAGAGGAGUCACAAGAUUACACAACAUUUAUCACCCCUUUUGGGAGGUAUAAAUUCCGUAAGUUACCUUUUGGAAUUACGUCCGCUCCUGAAGAGUUUCAGCGCCGCAUGUCAAAAGCUUUAGAAGGGGCAAAGAACUGUUUAGUGCACAUUGACGACUGUCUGAUAUGGGGAAGAACGAAAGAAGAACACGACGAGUGUCUUAGGGCCGUUCUAGAGAGAGUGCAAGCUAAUGGAAUCACCUUGAAUAAGCAGAAGUCGGAGUUCUGCAAGAAGACUGUGACAUUUUUGGGGUUUGUGCUGUCUAAGGACGGAAUCAAGCCUGAUCCAAGCAAGGUACAAGCGAUUGUGGACUUACCAGCUCAAGAAAACGCUUUUGUCACAGUAAAACAGAUUUUAUCAUCAGAGCCAUGUUUGACUGUUUACGAUCCGCAAAAACCCUCGAUUCUUUCUUGUGAUGCUUCAAAAAAAGGUCUUGGAGCGGUUUUACUUCAAGUUGAAGGAGAAAACAAGAAACCUGUGGCAUAUAUAUCCCGGACUCUAACGCCUGCUGAAGAAAACUACAGUAACAUUGAGAGAGAAGCGCUUGCGUGUACAUGGGCAAGUGACCGUUUGAAAUGUUUCCUGAUGGGAAAAGACCUUGCCAUAGCAGAUCUACUAUCAAGAAGUCCUAUUCCGGCUGACGAAGAUGGCGAAUUGACCGAAGAAGUGGAAGCCUUCGUCCACGAAAUCAGUCUGAUUAGUAUAAACACUACAGAUGAAAAUGUGACAAAGGUACUUCACUCACAAAUGAGAGAUCCAAUCUGUGCACAACUUAAGUUACAAAUUUUAGACGAAUGGCCUGUAAAAUCAAGUUUACCUAAUGAGAUUCAAGAGUACUUUAAUGUGAAAGACGAGUUAAGUUGUAUUGAUGGGCUAUUGCUUCGAGGAACUCGGAUGAUAAUACCUCAGGAACUACGAGCGGAAAUGCUCGAGAGGCUUCACAGUGGACACUUGGGAAUCACAAAAACAAGGAAACGUGCUUUGGGAACCAUGUGGUGGCCUGGAAUUUCUCAAGAAAUAGAAAGGAAAAUCAAAUCGUGUCCAGUGUGUAUUCAGAACUCAACUAAUCACAGUGAACCAUUGAUUCCGAGAACUGUCCCGGAUUACCCGUGGCAAAAUGUGUCUGUUGACUUGUUCAAACACGAAGACAAGUGGUAUAUGGUUAUCGUGGAUCACUACUCAAGAUACUUUGAAGUCGAGGAAAUGCACCGAAUGAGGGCUUCAGAUGUGAUUCGGAUUUGCAAAACCACAUUUUCACGUUUUGGAAUUCCUCAACGUGUUUAUUCAGAUAGUGGGACACAAUUUCACCAUAUUGACUCAAGUGAAUUUAAAUUGUUUGCAAAUGAGUGGGGGUUCUCCACAUUCAGAAGUAGUCCCCACCACCAUCAGGGAAAUGGGGCAGCUGAAGCAGCUGUGAAAGUAGCAAAAGGGCUAAUGAAGAAAAACAAGGAUAAAUUUGAACUAGCCCUACUUUCUUACCGGACCUCACCUCUUGAAACCGGCUUUUCCCCAUCUGAACUUAUGUUUGGAAGGAAAUUAAGAGACAAUCUUCCAUCUACUUUGGUUGGAAAUCCUGUGGAAAACAAGAAUUUUCUUGAGAGGGAGAAUAAGUACCAGAAUAAGUACAAGAUACAAUUUGAUAAACGACAUGGAGCGAGUGGUUUAAGUGAAUUAGAAGUUGGAAGCAUGGUAUGGAUCACAGAUCUACGUCGACACGGUAAGGUAGUCAGGAAAUUGAACGAACCACGUUCCUACCUUGUGGAAACUGACAAGAGAACUAUUCGCCGAAACAGGAAGUUCUUAGUUCCUGCACCGUACUACGGAGGAGAUGGAAUUCUUUCAAACUGGUCAUCCAUGGUCCUUAAUCGUCCAUGCAACUCACGUGAUCGUCCAGGAGCUGGCACAGUAACCCGUUACGGAAGGUCCAUUAAGAAACCGAGGCGGUACUGA